CAAUACGAGGAGGCCCUGCGACCACAGAAGAAGGGAGCGGGAUGGCUUCUCAAUCGCAGGAAGGCCACUGCUGUGUCGUCUCCCCAAUUGCAGGAGCCCUCCUCACCGGUGGAUAAAGGCAAGGCGACAACAGCGUCACCAAACAACUUCCCCCUUAUCACCGCCGGAAAGAGCAAAUUGCUCUUGGAGGAGUUCCGUCGGAAACGAACAGUAAGUCGUCUCUCUGUUUCCCCCCAACUGCCUCUCUUCAAUUUCAUUAGCUUUGACUAUCCAUAA
This is a messenger RNA of Hydatigera taeniaeformis, 276 nucleotides long. The record is from the annotation of a GenBank genome assembly. NCBI's taxonomy places the organism in Eukaryota, Metazoa, Platyhelminthes, Cestoda, Cyclophyllidea, Taeniidae.